AUGAAUAAUCCAACUGGCAGUUAUCAUUACGUAGAGACUCUUUGUAAUGAUCCUGAUAAGGACUUUGAGAUUCUUGACUAUGUUAGCAUUGGGGAUAAUUCUGAAAGUCUUGAGCAACCAACAUCUUCACUUUUGUCUAAAUAUAGUACAAGCAGCCCAGAAAGUGAUAUAAAUCUAUACGAUAGUUCACAUGAUAUACAAUUUGAUACAUCAGCAAUCGGAUUAGCUAAGGCAUAUGCCAAUUCGUCAUCAACAACAAUGCAAGAACGAGAUAAUGAAAUUGAUAUAAAUUGGUUGGCACAAGACCUUGAUAUAACGUCUAAUAGAGAAUCAUCAUGGGAUACGACUAUUUGUCAUGAAAAUGAAUUAACUCUAGAAUUUAAUUCUGGUGGUGUUAAGCAGUUGAAUGAGACAUGCAUCAUAGUAGACGAUUUAAAUGGAACAUUACAACGAUGUCCUCAUCCUGCAGAGAAACCAUUGAAACAGCUUGGAGGGAUUUGGGAGCUGGAUUUUGAUACGGUGGAUGAAAUUGUUAUGAAAUCAAAGGGUGAUGGUUUGAAUACACUAGGGGUUUGCAAAAGCCACUUUAAUUAUGAUAACAAACAAUUACAUGAAUGUCAAAAAACAGAAGUUUCUAUUGAUAGAGCAGUAAUUCGUCGAAAAAGAUGUUUAUUCUGUGGACACUAUAAGUAUGUAUUUAGUUGUGGGUAUUGUACAGAACAUUCGUGGAAAUUAUGUGAUUGGAACAUACAAAUAGUUUGCAAUGGAUUGAAAGUUUGUCAUGUGUUUCAAGAGAAUGAAUUUACUAAACAAUCAUCUAGUUCUAGACGUGUACGAUAUAUAUGUAUGUCAUGUUUUACAUCUGAAGAAGGUCAUUUGUAUGAGCGAAAAGGGCGGGUUUCUGUCCCUCCAUUUGAUUGCACAGAUCGACAUUAUGAUGAUUCUGCAAAAGAUAUACAAUGCCUUCUUCUUCAUGAAAUUUUUAAAGGAGCAAUGGUAUUUUUUGAAAAAUUAAAAUGUAUCAAAAAGUCAAAAAAUGAUGAAGUUAGUAAUGAAGAAUUCGAUAGUAAUACAACUGAGAAAAGUAAAGACCCUAAAGAUACGAAUUCACAUCAAGAUAAAUCUACAAAAGAAAAGGUGGCAAUUCCGGUAUCGUUAAGUUUUUUAGGAGUAAAAAUCGCUUUUAGAUUGAAGAAAGUCAAUGUUAGAAAGUUAUCAAGUAGUGAAAUAUAUUGUAAUGUAAUUAAAAAAAAUCCGAAACAAAUGGGUGAAGCUUUGGUGACUUUACUUUGGCGUUCAAGAUCAGAAGUUCGUGAAAAUAAGGAGAAAUUAGUAAUGCCUAAUUCUUUAGAGGAAUAUCAAAAUGAAUCCUAUAAUUUAGAACUUUCCGUUUUUCAAGUUGGACAGUCAACAUUUAUUAACAAUGAAACAAAAAAAUUACAAUCCGUUUUUAAUUCAUUUGUCGAAAAUAAAUGGUUAAAUUACGAUGCCUUUGACAUAAAAUCUGAGUUGCAAAAAAAUGUACCAAUAGGUUGCAAUAUACCGAAGCCAAAUAUUGUAAUUUUAAAACCUGGGGACAAUCCAUGCAAUAAUUUAAAUGUUCAUAAAGCAAUAAUGAUGUACUUUGAUGAUGUUGGCAUUGGAGAAAAUAAUUUUUUAGAUAUAUCUGCAGACCAGGCAAUAUUUCGUAGAUUAGUACCAUUACGCGAAAAAAGACCAGAAAUUCGGUUAUUACUUGGCAGAUGGCACACAAACAAAUGUAUGUUAAGUACUUUAUUAGCGAUUUUUUCUGGGUAUGGUAUAUAUCAAUUAGCGGCUAGUUUGGGGGUUUCUUUUCUUGAAAAGCUUGAGAAAGUUGUAGAUUAUACAGCUACAUGCAGAGUUAUUGAAUUAAUUUGGGUUUCGGUAGGUAGUGCGAUUACAGCUUAUGUAAAAUGCCAUAGUAAAAGCAUUGAAAGCAUUGAAUCAGAAAAUUAUGGUAUUUUAAGGGUUUGGUAUCAGUUUUUCGUAUGGGCAGGAUAUUGGGUUUGCCACAAGAUCGGAAUUCGACAUGGAAAUCACUAUAUGCAAUACUAUAGCUUGGCUGCUUUUGCUCCUCUUUUUGCGGUGGCAGGUAGAUGCAACUAUUCUGAGUCUGUUGUUUAUUAUUUAGCUCAAAUAAGUAGUGAUCCAACAUUACAAGUUUUAUUAGAAUAUGCGUGUUCAAUAAAUAUAACUAGGUUAGGACAUUUUUUAGCAAUCGAUGAGGCUGUUGAGUCUCUUGGAGUAAAACGUGUAAAACAAAAUAUUGGAAAGCAUUUAGGAACUGAAGAAGAUCUAAAAGAAAGAAUGGCGGCAGUAGAAUUUGAAAGAGAACGUAUGAAUUUAUUGCUAAGUGAUUUUAUUGAUGAUCCAUCAGUUGUAUAUACAGAACGCAAUUUAAAAUCACGAAAGGAAUCAUCAUGGAAAUUAACAGUUGAUUUAUUAGAAGCGUUAAAUAUGUCUAAUCCAGCAAGUCAUUCAUUAUUUCAAAAUACAUCACAAAAUAACAAUGAAGGAUUUCAUAGGCUUUUUGCCUGUUAUAACAUUGGGAAGGAAAGACUUUACAAUAUUUACAAACAAGAUAUAGAGAAGACAGUCGAACGCAAUACAACAGGUAGACGUGCUCGUAAUAUUGUAGUAGAUACUAUAGCUCAGCAAAAACAGCGGGAAUUGCAAGAAAAAGAAUCCAAGAAAAAAAAAAGAAAAAAUGAAGCUUCAAUUGAUAAAAAAAGGAAAAAACAAAAAAUUGCAAGAAAUGAAGAUUUUUGUGACGAUAAAAGUUUUGAUCCAACUACUCAAUAUCAAACUGAGUGUCAGAUGCAGUAA
This is a messenger RNA of Dentiscutata erythropus, 2847 nucleotides long. NCBI's taxonomy places the organism in Eukaryota, Fungi, Glomeromycota, Glomeromycetes, Diversisporales, Gigasporaceae. The record is from the annotation of a GenBank genome assembly.